Messenger RNA from Eleginops maclovinus (Patagonian blennie), 899 nucleotides. RefSeq names its product signal sequence receptor, gamma (gene ssr3). The record is from RefSeq and is a predicted model, not a curated record. Lineage: Eukaryota; Metazoa; Chordata; Actinopteri; Perciformes; Eleginopidae. Gene Ontology annotation, biological process: SRP-dependent cotranslational protein targeting to membrane. The transcript is spliced from 5 exons. Gene Ontology annotation, cellular component: membrane; endoplasmic reticulum. Bases 126 to 683 code for a protein of 185 amino acids.
AGUAGAGAGACGUUGUAUUUCCGGGUUUAUGCUGACGCGUCCCUCUUCUCCUCACUCUCUACGUGUCAGUAGUCCUCUUCUGUCCGGUGCUCAGCAGCAACACAGACCGGUGAAUCCGCAGAAACAUGGCUCCUAAAGGCAGCAGCAAGCAGCAGUCCGAGGAAGACCUUCUCCUCCAGGACUUCAGCAGAAACCUCUCCGCCAAAUCCACCGCGCUGUUCUACGGAAACGCUCUCAUCGUUUCUGCCAUCCCAAUCUGGCUGUUCUGGAGGAUCUGGCACAUGGACCUUGUCCAGUCUGCAGUUUUGUACGCUGUGAUGACUCUGGUCAGCACCUACCUGGUGGCCUUCGCCUACAAGAACGUCAAGUUUGUUCUCAAGCACAAAGUCGCCCAGAAGCGAGAGGAUGCCGUCUCCAAGGAGGUGACAAGGAAGUUGUCCGAGGCAGACAACCGCAAGAUGUCCCGCAAGGAGAAAGACGAGAGGAUCCUGUGGAAGAAGAACGAGGUCGCUGACUACGAAGCCACCACCUUCUCCAUCUUCUACAACAACACCCUCUUCCUGGUGCUCGUCAUCGUCGCCUCCUUCUUCCUGCUCAAGAACUUCAACCCCACCGUGAACUACAUCCUGUCAAUCAGUGCCUCCUCAGGACUCAUCGCUCUGCUGUCCACUGGCUCCAAGUAAAGGAGGAACAAAUUAUGAAAUAAUAGCUGGAGGGGUGAAGGGGUGGGAUUGGGUUAGGAAGUGGGUGUACACUAUUUUGUUUUUCACUUAAGUUAGGAAUGGGGUUUGAGGGAACGAAAUAUCACAUUUCAACUUCAUGAAAUUCAUGAUCAAAUGUCUGGAGGUGCUUCUCCAGGUCUGUUUUUUGUAACAAAUAAAGACACCAGGUAUACUUUC